AUGAAGCUCAGUUCCCCGUUGAUUCUAACUGUUCUCUCAUUUAUCUGCAGUUCGGACCCGACUGUCGCUGUAUCCAACGAGCAUGGAGGCCCUACUGCAUCCCUAUCUUAUGCGCGAUUCGCUCGUUCUGGAAAGAGGCAGCCGCAACUCAGAGCCAGAAGCGGCAGCUUUCUGGAGCCGAUAGAACCGUUCUUGAACUCCGACGACAUCGGUUCCAACGACCGUUAUGAUGGGCCGCUGAGCUUUGCUGAGGCUGACGACAGGCGGGAAGGUGCCGCUGUCCGUUCGCCAGGAGAUGUGAGUGGCAGUCCGGUAGAAGACCAGCAGAUUUUGACAGAGGAAGGCAAAGACGGUGACUCCGUUUAUGCAUCAGCGUCCAGCGGCCUGAACGAGGACUCGGGUGAGAAACAAUCUGAGCCUGUUACGCUUGAGAAUUACGGCGGUGAAGGGGAACCUGUCACGAAACACCAAGCGGAAACGGAUGACUACGGAUAUCCGCGGCACCAACUUUUUGUGCGGCCGGCGAUUUUUGCGCGGCGCAGGCAUGAGAAUACAUUGAGCGAUGAUAUAUGGCCUUCUAACGUUUCUAACCAUGCGCCGGGCAUCCAGCAUCCCCUGCUGAAGGUCGGAACAGGCACCGGCGCCUACUCGCAACCUGAUCAAGAACAACUCAGCGACACCCAAGACCGUCUUGAAGAACAAGAACCCAUCGGCACCGAAGACCAACCUCCUGGAGAACAAGAACCCAUCGGCACCCAAGACCAACCUCUUGGAGAACAAGAACCCAUCAUCUUCAAGUCCCAAGCAAACCAAGGGUCUCCACUUCCGCCACCUCGUCCGAACCUUUUGAGACGGGCGGCAGGAACCGCAAAAACACGAGCUAGAGCGCUCGGAAGAGGUUUGAAAGGACUCUGGGGGAAAGCCAAACGUGGUGCGCGUCGCGUCGGAAGAGGGUUGAUGUCUGGUGUCGGCUGGGUCAAGAGAAGAUUCACACGAAACCCGUUCCGCAGGGGCCGACGAGAGGCUGUCGAGGACACUGAAUUUUCAAGUAGGACGCAGCCCCAGUAA
Molecule: messenger RNA, 1068 nt
Organism: Neospora caninum
Lineage: Eukaryota; Apicomplexa; Conoidasida; Eucoccidiorida; Sarcocystidae
Exons: 1
Coding region: 1-1068 (355 amino acids)
Source: RefSeq, a predicted model, not a curated record